AUGGUUAAACGAAAGUUGGACCUUCCGUCAGAAUCGACGAAAAAGCGUCGGCUAUCUAUAAUAUCAAGCAAGGAUGCCAAUCCGAGCGAUUCCAACGGGUUUGCUCAGUGUUUCAAAACGGUGACUGCGAAAAUGCAUGUCUGCGUGCCGCCCAGCUCCGCGGCUGACCCGGUGCUAGGCAUCCGUAAAUCCCACCUAGAUCGGCUGGUUAUGACUUAUUUUGCGCCUGCCGAGGGUGUGGUUAUUGCUCAUCAAAACAUGAAGCUGCUGGGCCAGGACACAGAGGGCACAGGAGCGCCGGUUGCCAAGAUCAUGAACGACAGCCCCUUUUCUUAUUUAUGGAUCCAGUCAGACUUUUUGGUGUGGUCCCCUGCCUCCGGCGAUCACAUCGAAGGCUGGGUUAGCGUGCAAAGCCCUGGACACAUUGCUCUGCUCAUUCAUGACACGUUCAAUGCCACAAUCAAGCGGGCCGACAUCCCUGAGACAUGGCAGUUUGUGCACUCCGAAGACGACGAGACUGAUUCCAAGUCUCUGGGCUACUGGGUCGACAGCAACGGCAAUCGUAUUGAGGGCAAGCUUGCUUUCGACGUCAAAACGUUUAAUGUCAGUGGUCGCACCCCUCUGGUGGUUGGCUCUCUGUUGACGGUUAAGGACGUUCAGCUGCCUACGAUUGAAAAGACGCCUAUUGCAUCUGUUCCUGAGGAGGCCAUUGCAGAAGAUGAAGAUGACGACGACGACGAUGCUGUUGUUGCUGUUGCACCCAAUUCGAGCGACGAAGAGUCCGACAGUGACAGCAGCAGCAGCGCGCACAGUGACGACAAUUGA
This is a messenger RNA of Wickerhamiella sorbophila, 825 nucleotides long. Its product is annotated as DNA-directed RNA polymerase I subunit RPA43. The record is from RefSeq and is a predicted model, not a curated record. Gene Ontology annotation, cellular component: RNA polymerase I complex. Lineage: Eukaryota; Fungi; Ascomycota; Dipodascomycetes; Dipodascales; Trichomonascaceae. Gene Ontology annotation, biological process: DNA-templated transcription initiation; DNA-templated transcription. The transcript has a single exon. The coding region runs from base 1 to 825 and encodes 274 amino acids.